Messenger RNA from Arachis duranensis, 2319 nucleotides. Its product is annotated as protein REDUCED WALL ACETYLATION 2. NCBI's taxonomy places the organism in Eukaryota, Viridiplantae, Streptophyta, Magnoliopsida, Fabales, Fabaceae. The record is from RefSeq and is a predicted model, not a curated record. Gene Ontology annotation, biological process: plant-type secondary cell wall biogenesis; xylan biosynthetic process; xyloglucan metabolic process. Gene Ontology annotation, molecular function: acetyltransferase activity. The transcript has 15 exons. Gene Ontology annotation, cellular component: Golgi apparatus. Bases 318 to 2051 code for a protein of 577 amino acids.
UUAAUUGUUUAUUGAGCUUCUCCGAGAUUCAGAAAGAGAAACUAAUAAGAGUGAGUUCCUAUCAAACCCACUCACACUGACGCGCACACACUCACACACACUCAUUUCAUUCUUCUUUCUGUUUAGUAAUCACCAACCCAACCUAACCACCAGUUUCCUCGUUCGGAAAACUCGCAUUUCAAAUUUGAACAGAGCUAAGGCUCGCAUACUUCGUUCUCCGCACAGAUCUGGUGGUGGAUCAGCGUCACAUCGCUCUCUCCACUCGAAUGCUGCUUCAAUUGCUCUGAACUCUGCUCUGAUCUUCGUUCCUCUUGAAAAUGGUGAUAUUCAGUGUUGUAACUCCCGGUCAGGUCUCGUUCUUGCUUGGAAUAAUUCCGGUCCUUAUCGCAUGGAUUUAUUCGGAGUUUUUGGAGUAUCGCAAAACUUCUGCUCCGUCCAAAGCUAGGCACUCGGACGUCAAAUUAGUUGAAAUGACCGGUGAUGCUGUUAAAGAAGAAGACAGAGCAGCUUUAUUAGAGGGAGGAGCGCUACAGCCAGCAUCCCCAAGGGCUCGAAAUUUAACUACCUCAUCAUCAAUAUUUCGAUUCCUUUUGAUGGACCAGCAUUUCCUGAUUGAAAACCGUUUGACACUUAGAGCAAUGUCUGAAUUUGGUCUCCUUAUGGCUUACUUCUAUUUGUGCGACCGUACAGAUUUCUUUGGCUCAUCUAGAAAGAGUUACAAUAGGGAUCUCUUCUUAUUCCUCUAUUUUCUCCUCAUCAUAGUUUCGGCAAUUACAUCAUUUAAGAUACAUCAUGACAAGUCAGCAGUGACUGGGAAAUCCAUCCUUUAUUUGAAUAGGCACCAAACUGAAGAAUGGAAAGGCUGGAUGCAGGUAUUGUUUUUGAUGUACCAUUAUUUUGCUGCUUCUGAAAUAUAUAAUGCGAUCCGUAUCUUCAUUGCUGCAUAUGUUUGGAUGACUGGAUUUGGGAACUUCUCCUAUUAUUAUGUUCGAAAAGAUUUUAGUCUAGCAAGGUUUGCACAGGUGUGCUUUUUCCUAAAAGUAGAAGCUUACACUUUUUUCCCUAAAUUUUACAUAUACAUAUAUGUAAUAUCUCUUCUUUACCUUGUUGAGCAGAUGAUGUGGCGGCUCAAUUUCUUGGUUUUAUUCUGUUGUGUCGUCCUUAACAACAGUUACAUGUUAUAUUACAUCUGCCCCAUGCACACCCUUUUUACUCUUAUGGUUUAUGGGGCACUUGGUAUUUUCAACAAGUACAAUGAGAUUGGGUCAAUCAUUGCUGUAAAAAUCAUUGCCUGCUUUCUUGUUGUUAUCUUAGUAUGGGAGAUACCUGGAGUCUUUGACUGGGUUUGGAGUCCUUUCACUUUCUUGUUCGGUUACACUGACCCUGAUCCUUCUAAAUCACAUCUUCCCCGCUUGCAUGAAUGGCAUUUUCGUUCAGGGCUUGAUCGCUACAUAUGGAUAAUUGGAAUGAUUUAUGCAUACUUUCACCCAACUGUUGAACGAUGGAUGGAGAAAUUGGAAGAAGCAGAAAUCAAGCGCAGAAUAUCAAUUAAAGCUGCUGUUGGAAUAACAGCUUCUCUGGUGGGCUAUUUCUGGUUUGAAUAUAUAUACAAGCUGGAUAAGAUUACAUACAACAAAUACCAUCCUUAUACCUCAUGGAUUCCCAUAACGGUUUACAUAUGCUUGCGAAAUGUUACUCAAAGUUUCCGUGGCUACACACUUACCCUGUUUGCAUGGCUUGGAAAGAUUACGCUGGAGACCUACAUUGCCCAGUUCCAUAUUUGGCUUAGGUCCGCUGUUCCAGAUGCCCAACCCAAGCUGUUGCUUUCGCUGAUCCCAGACUACCCAAUGCUGAAUUUCAUGCUUGCUUCGGCCAUAUAUGUUGCGAUUUCUUAUAGGCUGUUUGAGUUGACAAAUUCGCUGAAAAUAGCAUUUGUGCCCAGCAAAGACGACAAACGUCUUUUAUACAAUUUAAUUACAGCAACAACAAUUGCAGUUAUUUUAUAUUCCUUGUCUUUUGCGUUCCUUACAAUACCUCAAAUGUUGGUUUGAUAGUUAAAAGCAUGUAUAGCAUAUAUUAUUUGAUGCAAGCUUCUAUGGCAUUCAUGCAACAAGGAUGUUUGGCUUGUCAAAAGGAAAAAUGAAGCGUUCUGAUAAGGCAGCUAUAGGGGAACUGGAAGUUGUAUAGUUGAGAGCUCAGCAGAUGGCAUGCCUAUUUUUAGUAAUCCAAUCUCAUUCUUUUCCAAGUGUUGUAAAAUAAUAAUGCUUGUAAUACUAUCUAGUAUUUAGCAUGUAAAAGUAGUUUGUGCGUUUUUCAAAA